Molecule: messenger RNA, 186 nt
Organism: Nezara viridula (southern green stink bug)
Lineage: Eukaryota; Metazoa; Arthropoda; Insecta; Hemiptera; Pentatomidae
Source: the annotation of a GenBank genome assembly
UUAUGGAUUCGGCUGCAGUUCAUACCGAAUUCCGUAGGCUCUUAAGUGAAUAAAAUCUAUAUGAAUAACAUUUUCACUUUUUCCCGUAUUACUGUACCCGUAUCUUUUCAACAUAUGGAAGGUGGUGAAGUACAAAAGGGUUCCUUCAGGGACAGAUAAAAAGGACCAGUUGAAGAAAUAAAACAU